UUCCCGGCUACUCCAUACAAAACCCCGCAACAUCACUUCCUUCUCUUCCGAAUACCGGAGUCCUAUUCGCUCUCUCCCGUUUUCCAUCUCUCAAAUCCCUCUCUCGCUCUCUGCUCGCAGAUCCAAAAACGCGAAGAUGUCGCUGCGGGUAUUGAAUCCUAAUGCGGAAGUGCUGAACAAGUCAGCCGCGCUGCACAUGAACAUCAAUGCCGCCAAGGGCCUCCAAGACGUCCUCAAGACCAAUCUCGGUCCCAAGGGCACUAUCAAGAUGCUCGUCGGAGGCGCCGGAGACAUCAAGCUCACCAAGGACGGCAACACCCUUCUCAAGGAAAUGCAAAUUCAAAAUCCAACGGCCAUCAUGAUCGCGAGGACUGCAGUGGCCCAGGAUGAUGCGAGUGGUGAUGGCACGACUUCUACCGUGCUCUUCAUUGGGGAGCUUAUGAAACAAUCGGAGCGUUGCAUCGAUGAAGGGAUGCAUCCCCGUGUACUUGUUGAUGGCUUUGACAUUGCAAAACGAGCAACACUUGAAUUUCUGGAGAAGUUUAAGACCCCUGUAGUGAUGGGUGAUGAGCCUGAUAAAGAGAUUCUCAAAAUGGUCGCAAGAACAACACUAAGGACAAAGCUGUACGAAGCACUUGCAGAUCAGUUAACUGAGAUAGUUGUUAAUGGGGUGCUUUGUAUUCGCAAGCCUGAGGAGCCUAUUGAUCUGUUUAUGGUGGAGAUUAUGCACAUGCGUCAUAAGUUUGAUGUAGACACACGUUUGGUUGAAGGUCUUGUCCUCGAUCACGGUUCAAGACAUCCUGAUAUGAAACGACGGGCAGAAAACUGCCAUAUCUUGACUUGCAAUGUAUCAUUGGAAUAUGAGAAAAGUGAAGUAAAUGCGGGCUUUUUCUACUCAAACGCGGAGCAGAGAGAAAAGAUGGUUGCUGCUGAAAGACGUCAAGUUGAUGAAAGAGUUAACAAAAUCAUUGAACUAAAGAAUAAGGUUUGCUCUGGCAAUGACAACAACUUCAUUGUUAUCAAUCAGAAGGGAAUUGAUCCUCCAUCACUAGACCUUCUUGCUAGAGCAGGGAUAGUUGCUCUACGUAGAGCAAAGAGGAGAAAUAUGGAGCGAUUGGUUUUGGCUUGUGGAGGGGAGGCUGUCAAUUCUGUUGAUGACUUGUCUCCAGAUUGUCUUGGCUGGGCAGGACUUGUCUAUGAGCAUGUCCUCGGGGAAGAAAAAUAUACUUUUGUGGAGAAUGUGAAGAACCCUCAUUCUUGUACAAUUUUGAUAAAAGGGCCUAAUGAUCACACAAUUGCUCAAAUUAAGGAUGCUGUUCGUGAUGGACUUAGAGCUGUCAAAAAUACAAUUGAAGAUGAAGCUGUUAUAUUGGGAGCAGGGGCAUUUGAAGUUGCAGCCAGACAGCAUCUGGUCAACAAUGUGAAGAAAACUGUUCAAGGGCGAGCACAGCUUGGAGUGGAAGCUUUUGCCAAUGCCCUUCUGGUUGUGCCCAAGACGCUAGCUGAGAACUCUGGCCUUGACACACAAGAUGUACUCAUUGCGCUCACGGGGGAGCAUGACAAGGGGAACAUUGUGGGAUUGAACCAUCACACGGGGGAGCCGAUAGACCCACAAAUGGAGGGUAUUUUCGAUAACUAUGCUGUGAAGCGCCAAAUCAUAAACUCUGGACCUGUUAUUGCAUCACAGCUGCUGCUAGUGGAUGAAGUAAUUCGUGCGGGUCGCAACAUGCGGAAACCAACCUAGGCAUCUCAGAUGUAGUUAAGGUUAGAUCAUGUGUGUUUUGGUAAAGAGAAGCAUGAUUUUGUUUCGGGAAUUUACAGCUACAUAUAUGUAGCUGCGGGGGAGCUGUGUGGCUGUGGUUAUUUGUUUCAGUGGGAUUUGGACGAGGGUUGUUUAGAGAUACAGCAAGGAUAUUGAUGUUGAUUCUCUCUCAUCUCUUAAAAUUUGGGGGAGUUGGGCUUUAA
Magnolia sinica is the source of this 1965-nucleotide messenger RNA. RefSeq names its product T-complex protein 1 subunit zeta 1. Gene Ontology annotation, molecular function: ATP hydrolysis activity; ATP-dependent protein folding chaperone; ATP binding. The transcript has 15 exons. NCBI's taxonomy places the organism in Eukaryota, Viridiplantae, Streptophyta, Magnoliopsida, Magnoliales, Magnoliaceae. Gene Ontology annotation, biological process: protein folding. Bases 137 to 1744 code for a protein of 535 amino acids. The record is from RefSeq and is a predicted model, not a curated record. Gene Ontology annotation, cellular component: chaperonin-containing T-complex.